GUGAAAUCUUUUACUAGAUAUAACCCUACUUUGAAAAUGAAUUAGAAUAAAUCUUGUGUCUUGAUUUUCUUUCUCGCUUUUACUCUUUAUUUCGUUGCCUUUACUCUCUAUUUUGUUGCCCUGAAUUCUAACGCAUGAAAAUAACGGUUUUCUGGACCUGGUACUGUUCAUGCUGCAAUUACUUAUCCUAAGAUAUUGUUGUUCAUCAAAAUUGAUUCUCCACAUGCUCUUCUUCUUCCUACAAUCUUCUGCCCGUACUCGUGCGCAAGCCCAAUCAAUUCAUCAGCCUGGCAAAUCAUGAGUUCUUGCUUCACCAUCUUCCUCUCCCUCUCCUUCUCCUCUUUCUUCUUCUUCGUCUUCGUCCAGAAUUUCAGUGCUGAAGCUGCCCCCACCUAUAUAAAGCAUUUUUGCGCACGCAUUAGUUUCUUCACUCCCAACUCCACCUACGAGUCCAACCUCAACACCGUCCUCUCUUCCCUCUCCUCCAACGCCACGACCAGCACCAACGGCUUUGCCACCGCCACCGCUGGCCAGGACCGUCCCGACCAAGCCCAUGGGCUCUUUCUCUGCCGCGGCGAUGUCAGCAUCUCCACGUGCAGCGACUGUGUGGCCACUGGAAAGCGUGAUGUCCUCCGAAGAUGCGGCCUCCAGCGAGUCGCCACGAUCUGGUACGACGAGUGCAUGUUGAGGUACGACAACAGGUCUUUCUUCUCGUCCUUCGAAACGAAGCCUUCUUACACGACGCCCAACACUACGAACGUCACUGAUCCGACCCGGUUCGUACAAGUCCUGGGACAGACCAUGGAUAAAAUCAGCACAAGGGCUCGCGACGGCGGGUCGGGGAAGAAAUUCGCGGUCGAGGAGGCGAAUUUGACGAGCCUGCAGAAGCUGUACACCCUCGCGCAGUGCACGCCGGACUUGACGCCGUUGGACUGCUACCGGUGCCUUCGGGAUAUGAUCUCGAACCUCCCCCUGGAUAAGCAAGGUGGGAGGAGUUUCACUCUGGUCUGCGGCGUCAGGUUCGAGCUGUUCCCGUUUUAUAAUGUCUCGGCCAUGGCGGCCCCGGUGCCUCCGCCAUCCCAGCUUCUGCGUCCUCCAGCUCCCGAGACCAGACCAAAAAGAAAAAGCAACAAAUCUACCGUGAUUACCAUCACCACUACCAUGUCUGUUGGAGGUUUUGUGAUAAUUCUCUUUCUCACUUGUUGGAUGCUUCGGAGAAAGGGAAAGAGGAUGCAUGAAGUUUUCAAAGUAAAGGACGGGUCUCGUCCGGCAUGCCCCUCAUAAUCUGGCAGAUACAAUGAAGAUCAAUAAUGGUAGCCAACGCUCUCUCAAGAGAAUCUAUAAUCGUUUCUAUGUACUUGUGCUUCUCCAUCUGCCUUCGAGUUUUCUUUGUUGUUUCACUAGACAAACCGAGUUAAGUUUGUAAUAUUGGAAUGCCUCUAGCCUUUCAAAAUGUUGAGGGUCUUCCCCUAAUAAUUAUAGCUCGUCCCUAGCUUGAUUUUUGAUUA
Eucalyptus grandis is the source of this 1508-nucleotide messenger RNA. RefSeq names its product putative cysteine-rich receptor-like protein kinase 9. The record is from RefSeq and is a predicted model, not a curated record. The transcript has 3 exons. The coding region runs from base 298 to 1284 and encodes 328 amino acids. Lineage: Eukaryota; Viridiplantae; Streptophyta; Magnoliopsida; Myrtales; Myrtaceae.